Molecule: messenger RNA, 711 nt
Organism: Xiphophorus maculatus (southern platyfish)
Lineage: Eukaryota; Metazoa; Chordata; Actinopteri; Cyprinodontiformes; Poeciliidae
Product: tripartite motif-containing protein 16-like
Exons: 2
Coding region: 124-654 (176 amino acids)
Molecular function (GO): protein binding
Source: RefSeq, a predicted model, not a curated record
UGUGUGUCUGAGAGACAUGUAAUGUCCAUGUUUGCUGCUGAAAGAGACUGAUGGUCUGACCCCCCUCCUCCUUUCAGGGUGGAGCCUGCUGGAGUCCCAUUCUUGACACCAGGUUCAUGGAGAAUGAGAAAGUAUUCCUGUCAACUCACCAUCGACACAAACACAGUGAGCAGAGAACUCAAACUGUCUGAAGACAACAGGAAGGUGACAUGGAUGAAGGAGUUUCAGUCAUAUCCUGAUCAUCCAGACAGAUUUGAUAUCUGGACUCAGCUGCUGUGUAGAACUGGUCUGACUGGUCGCUGUUACUGGGAGGUUGAGUGGAGAGGAACAGUUUAUAUAUCAGUGAGUUACAGAAGAAUCGGGAGGAAAGGAAUCAGUAGAGACUGUGUGCUUGGAGGGAAUGAUCAUUCCUGGAGUCUGAGAUGCUCUGAUAGUGGUUACUGUGUCUGGCACAAUAACCGACAAACUCUUCUCUCCUCCUCCUCUGUCUCUAACAGAGUAGCAGUGUAUGUGGACUGUCCUGUUGGCAUUCUGUCCUUCUACAGAGUUUCCUCUGACUCACUGAUCCUCCUCCACACCUUCAACACCACAUUCACUGAACCUCUGAUUCCUGGAUUCUGGCUCAGCUCUGGUUCUUCAGUGUUUCUGUGCUGAGUUGAGUCUAAAGAGUCUAAAGAUUUUCCUCCUGUCAGAGAAACUCUCUCACUGUUG